This is a messenger RNA of Paramormyrops kingsleyae, 6484 nucleotides long. RefSeq names its product Fas-activated serine/threonine kinase (gene fastk). Lineage: Eukaryota; Metazoa; Chordata; Actinopteri; Osteoglossiformes; Mormyridae. Gene Ontology annotation, cellular component: ribonucleoprotein granule; mitochondrial matrix. Gene Ontology annotation, molecular function: RNA binding. The record is from RefSeq and is a predicted model, not a curated record. Gene Ontology annotation, biological process: regulation of mitochondrial mRNA stability; mitochondrial RNA processing.
UAGAAAUGAUGAUAUUUAUUUGAAAUAAUUGUUUCCUUCAAACUUUGCUUUCGUCAAAGAAUCCUCCAUUUGCAGCAAUUACAGCAUUGCAGACCUUUGGCAUUCUAGCUGUUAAUUUGUUGAGGUAAUCUGGAGAAAUUUCACCCCACACUUCUAGAAGCCCCUCCCACAUGUUGCUUUGGCUGGGUGGGCACUUCUUGCGUACCAUACGGUCAAGCUGCUCCCACAACAGCUCAAUGGGGUUUAGAUCUGGUGACUGCGCUGGCCACUCCAUUACAGAUAGAAUACCAGCUGCCUGCUUCUUCUCUAAAUAGUUCUUGCACAAUUUGGAGGCGUGCUUUGGGUCAUUGUCCUGUUGUAGGAUGAAAUUGGCUCCAAUCAAGCGUUGUCCACAGGGUAUGGCAUGGCGUUGCAAAAUGGAGUGAUAGCCUUCUUUAUUCAAAACCCCUUUUACCCUAAACAAAUCUCCCACCUUACCAGCACCAAAGCAACCCCAGACCAUCACGUUACCCCCACCGUGCUUGACAGAUGGCGUCAGGCAGUCUUCCAGCAUCUUUUCAGUUGUUCUGCGUCUCACAAAUGUUCUUCUGUGUAAUCCAAACACCUCAAACUUCGAUUUGUGCGUCCAUAACACUUUUUUUCCAAUCUUCCUCUGUCCAAUGUCUGUGUUCUUUUGCCCAUAUUAAUCUUUUACGUUUAUUGGCCAGUCUCAGAUAUGGCUUUUUCUUUGCCACUCUGCCCUGAAGGCCAGCAUCCCAGAGGCGCCUCUUCACUGCAGAUGUUGACACUGGCGUUUUGCGGGUACUAUUUAAUGAAGCUGCCAGUUGAGGACCUGUGACUCGUCUAUUUCUCAAACUAGAGACUCUAAUGUACUUAUCUUCUUGCUCAGUUGUGCAGCGGGGCCUCCCACUUCUCUUUCUACCCUGGUUAGAGCCUGUUUGCGCUGUUCUCUGAAGGGAGUAGUACAGUACACACCAUUGUAGGAAAUCUUCAGUUUCUUGGCAAUUUCUCGCAUGGAAUAGCCUUCAUUUCUAAGAACAAGAAUAGACUGUUGAGUUUCACAUGACAGUUCUCUUUUUCUGGCCAUUUUGAGCGUUUUAUCGAUCCCACAAAUGUGAUGCUACAGAUACUCAACCUGUUCAAAGGAAAGUCAUAUAGUUUCUCUAACCAGCUAAACUGUUUUCAGCUGUGCUAAUAAUUGCACAAGGGUUUUCUAACCAUCCAUUAGCCUUCUGAUGAUUACAAUGAGCAAAUGAGCAAACACACUGUACCAUUAGAACACUGGAGUGAUAGUUGCUGGAAAUGGGCCUCUAUACACCUAUGUAGAUAUUGCACCAAACACCACACAUUUGCAGCUAGAAUAGUCAUUUACCACAUUAACAAUGUAUAGCGUGUAUUUCUGAUUAGUUUAAAGUUAUCUUCAUUUCAAAAAUAAGGACAUUUCGAAGUGACCCCAAACUUUUGAAUGGUAGUGUAAUUCAUUGUUCAGUCAUAGUAAAGAAUCAUCAUAAUGUUUCAAAUGCUAUUAGACGCUAAAUAAAUUCCUGUUCAACAAUAUAUUGUAUAAUGUUAAUGUAGAAUAUGAAAACUGUCUCAAUGCGAUAUCAUGCAAUGUUUCAGCUCCUUCACGUAUGAUCAAGUGAGAUUUAACGCGUAGUAUUGCAAAACUCAAUAAGGCAUUACAGAAUCCGUACCACUGAAUAUUUGCAUUACAUACAUUCAAGAUUACACCCCGACUAUAACUACAUAUUCAAUAAAUAUUUUAUAUACAUUUCAGCUUACGCUAACACCACAGAAAUGAGCCUUAUAAACAAAAACGGAUAAAUAAAUACAAUGAUAAGGUUAAGCUAUUCACAAUUCCAAGGUCGCCGGUGAAAUCUUUCACGCGCUUAUCUUCUUUCCUGUUUAUUAAACGAAAGCUAUUCUAAUUGGAUAACGGCAGUUAAAUUAGAAUUCUGAUUGGUCGAAGCGGCUCGGAUGCCGUCCUUCAUGAUUGGUUCCUUUAUUUGAGCGCCGUCUACUAUUGGCUUUUCACCUAGGGGGAUGUGUGGACUGUAAAAGCCCGUUGGCUGCCGGGAAGAUGGCGGACGCCAGGGCAGCGGCCGAAGCCUGCAAGUGAAGCACGGAGGACUCAUCCCGAUAUCUUUGCGGGUGUGGUGGGCACACGGCUGUCCGCUUCUGCUUGUCCGAGCCUACCGCAGUUUAGCUCGUAUCGCCGAGCGAGUCCAAAGGGGCCGCUGGUCUCGGUGAUGUGGUUGGCUGUUGCCGUCGGUGCAGGAACGGUGCUUUACUAUUAGCGCUGUCCGAGUUCAGCCACGAACGGCGGCGUACUCGACCCUAAUCCGCCCGAUCCAGCUGUCAUCCACGGAGGCGUUUUUCCCGUGACUCUCCCUUAGCAGUGUUUUAGGCAUUAAGCGAGCCAGCGCAGCCCUAUUAGUGGGUCGGCUAGCAGCGUGCCCCGACCCGUGUGACGCUGCAGCGUCUCCGCCCGUAAGCGCAUUACGGGCCCGCGUCUCCGCCGGACAUGGACUGAAUUAAGACCUCGGGACAGCAAACCCCGAACAUGUGUAACCUGCCACACUUCGACGUCAGCUGGCUCCACGUACCAUGUUGUGGUUGCCGCACCAGGUCGGCUCCCUAACCCGUGACACGGUCUUCCUUCUGCUUAAACUCUUCCGCCUGUCGAGCCCCCCGAGCCCAGGCACCUGCAUCAACAUGUACGCUACCCGUUUCUAUGGCGGUGGCGGAGGCGGGGCCAAACAGGGCCGACGGGCUGGUGUGGUGGGGGCAGGGCUGCCCAUCCCUGAAAACCACCACCAGCCUCUAGCCCCUCAUGCACAUCUGGCCACUCCGCAGAACUUCCCACCUGUCUAUCAGGGACGGUUGGAUGGGCACCGCACCCACUUCCAAGGUCAUCACCACUAUCACCCUCAUCCCCAGCCUCACCCACCCCAGCCCCACUACCACCCCAGCGCCCACCUGCACCACAACAGAAAGAAGACUUGGAACUUUAUCCACGAGAAAAUGAGCUAUGAUACCUUCUUCACCAUGAAAAGGUUGAUCGAUCGCUCACGCAGCGUGGAUGAGGUGCUGCGCUGGGUCACGCAGAACCCCAGCAAGAUCUCCUACAACCACUACCCCAUCGCUCUGCAGAAGAUCGGCCAGCUCCUGCAGCUACAGCAGGCCGUCGGUGUGACCGUGGCUGGGGUGGAGGGCGCCCUGACCCCCACGUCCGGAGGGACGGGCACUGGGGAGAGCCACUUCCGACAGGUUCUGGAGCAGCCGGAAUUCCAGACUCUUUGUGAUGCUAUUGUAAGGGACUGCACCAAAUUUGACAACUUCAGUAUUGUCAACUGCCUCUAUGCUGUGGCUGCGUUAGGCCUCCCCAGUGAAUCUCAGAUAGUCCAGGUGCUGGAGGAGGAGUCACGGAGCCGCCUAUCCCAGUUCAACCAGAAGGACAUCUCCAUGGUGUUCAGCAGCAGCAUGAAGCUGCAUCCAUCCAGCCAGCACCCACUCAUCGAGUCCUGCUUGUCAGGCCUGGAGAAGAACAUCGAGCGAGAGCGCCACCCACAGACCCUCUUCCUGUUGCUGUCCUACUAUCGACUCAAAUGGCGCGCCCUGCAGGCCGAUGGGCAUUCACCCGAACAGCUAUUAGCAAACCGCAAGAUACUGAGACUGGUGAAGCACACGCUCGCCAGUGUCAGUAGCGUGCGUGACCAUGAGAUGGCGCUGCUGGAUGAGAUGUUGUCUGCCUGCGCCCGUGAGGCCAGUAACAAGUCCCUGGAGCUCAUCUUUAGCUCCCACCUCUUCUACCAGAAUCGUCAGGAAAAGUUUGUCAGCAGUCUAGCAGAGGAACUGCCUAAGAAGGUGGAAAGCAUCACUCCUUUCACCAUGGCGCUCAUUGCCAAAUACAUCGCUCGCCACCGGCUGCGUGAGACCCGUCUGCUGGACACUAUUGCCGACUUCCUUGUCAAGAAGGGCGAGUACCUAGACAGCAAGGUGAUUCAGAAACUUGUGUUCCCCUUCAGCCGGAUGAGCUACCGACCAUCCAAUGAGGCACUGUUCUUCUCCAAGCUGGAAGAGGUGCUGGAGCUCAAAGCUCUGAGCUCCCCACUGGCCACCGUGAACAUCCUCAUGUCUCUCUUCCAACUGGGCCACUUCCCAGGCCUGGUGCUGCACCGCGUCUUCUCCUCCUCCUUCAUUAGUAAUGUCACUAACAGCCCGUAUGCCCUGAUCGUGAGGCGCUACCUGUCGCUGCUAGACGCUGCUGUGGAGCUGGAGUACCGCGAUUACGACGGGCCGCGCCUGCAGGACGCCCACAAGGUGCUCAUGUUCGAUCACGCGCUGACGGCCGACGAGGUCAAUCGCAAGUACAGCUACAAAGGGCUGGUGGCAGAGGCCUUACGGCAGCUGGUGGGAGAGCAUGGAUACAAGCAGGACGAGGUGCUGGCCCCCGGCUAUUAUACAGAUUUCCUGUUAUUGGUCAACAGCUCUGGAAGUGUUCUGCCAAUCAAGGCUGGGGCAGGUUCCCUGGGGGUGGGCGUCACCAUCCCCCCCAAGUCCCCAGAGGCACAGGGCUCCUCUGUGGCCAGCCUUGCCUCUGACUUCCAAAAGUUCUCCCCCUUUGUCCAGCUGGAGGACAGCGCUGAGAAGAGGACAGGGGAUGAGCUCGCGGCUUCUGAGCCGACAUUUCUUCCACAUCACAUGAGGUCUGCGGCCCCCACUGCCACUGCCGCUCAAAGAGGGGCCCCGAAUGGGGGUGGGCCACUCGACUACAGUCCUUACUACUCCUCGUCGGAUUACUAUGCCAGCCUGGCAAAGGAGCAGUCCUUGGAGAGUCAGGACAGCUCUACCCUCAGCAGUCCCUCUGAUUGCCUGACACAAGCGGUUCCCCAGGGUACGGCCGGGGGGGCGCCCUCCGACUCCCUCUUCCAGUUCUCUAUAGGCAAGAUCCUUGAGGACGAAGGAAGCGCCACAGAAGCAGCACGGACGGCCGACUGUGAGCUCCCCACCUUCUACGAGGGGGUGCCGUACCCCGAUGGGGGGCAAGGGGGCAUCAGUCCUGCCCCGCCAUUGCAGCCUCACACCACAGGCUGUCUGGAAACGGAGAGGGUGUCACGGGAACAAGAGCAGGUUAAGAGGGUGGUCAUGUCUGUGAACGACAAGUGGCACUACUGCCACAACUCAGACGUGCUGGUGGGCUCCCGUGCCAUGCGAGACCGGCACCUCCAGCUGCUGGGCUACGUUAUCCUGCAGUUGCCCUACCUGGAGCUGGAGAAACUGAAUGGCAUCGAGGAGGUUAAGCGGUACCUCAACAAAAAGUUACUGGAGCUGCACUCAUGACAGCAGCAGUGGUCUCAGUGGGUCGCGGUGCCGGUGGCUGUGGGCAGGAUAGGCAGGGCUGCCCCAAAGAUGAUAUUUUCUGUAAUUGUUCCUAAGUCCCUUUUUAUAUCCUGUACUUAAGAAGUUGUGACGCAUGUCAGGUACAGUUCAGGGUUGGAACAAAUAUUCUGCCAUUUGGCAGGGUGGGGGGAAGGUAGUAAUAGGGUCUGAUGGCGAGGGACUCUGGCUGCAGACUUCAUAUUAUUUUCAGUAACUGAACUCUAUGGUCAUUGGGGAAUUUUGGGUUAAGAAUUAAGCAAGGCUUGUUAAUAUUGUUUUAUGAUACUGGUGUACCAAUGUGGGAAUGUAGUUGUGAGGGUAAUUUGGUAUGCAGUACUCUGAAAGUUUAGCAAAAAAAAAACUAUACAAAUAUAUAUGUAUAUUAUAUUUUCUAUAUGCUAUAAGAAGAGGUUUCAGUGCAAAGCAAUGCAUGCAGUGAGACCCUUUUUGGCCUAGUGCUGAUCCGUGUGGACCCAGCUAUGGUCCGAUAACACCCGACGUUCACGUGCAUUACUUUAAUCCUGGGUGUUCUGACUAUUGGCAGUGAUUCUCGGAGAGCAGUGAAAUCAGACCCAUCUCAAGAUGUAGUUCUUCCUACAUCUGCUUUGGAUCAAACAUGCCAACUGUAACUCUAAUAAUAUUUCUUGUUAUAUUGUCCCAAAGAAUGCCUAUUCUGUUACUUUUGAGAUCUCCGCUGUAUACAUGCUGGGUGUAUACAUGCUGGGUGAGUCAUGGGCAUGGUGUCACUGAUGGGAAUCAUUAAAAUCAAGGUGUACAUUUCAGUCACCUGCAUUUUGCCUCUGCCUGGAUAUCAGGCUGAUCGUAAACCUGGAGGAGGACGUGGUGUUUCUGUCAUGUCAUGUGGUCGUCCUGUAAGAGGCCUCACUUACUGUAUGGUUUGCCUUUGCACUUUAACAGAACCAGCCUAUUUUGCGGAGCUCAGAGAGAGCAGUAAUUUAUUGUUGUUGUGGAACGUGUGGGAGGCAGAUGGUAUGUGUGUGUGUUUGGGGGGAAAAAGUGGGAAGGAAAGUGGGAGUGUUUGUUUAUACAUCCAAGUUAAAAUGUCUAUAUAAAAAAAAAUUAAAAAACCACGGGAAAAGUC